CCUUUAGGCCCGGCCACAUAAUGACAGACCUGCUGUGUAUUAAAGGACCCUGCCCAGGCGUCUUCUCCCAGCCGCCUCCCUUUUCUUGGGCCCUUAAAAGCCUCCCAGACCGGGUGGUGGUGGGGGGGACCACUUCCAAACAGAGAGAGAGGCUCGCCAUUCACUAAGUCAACCGUUCGGUCGCAACCAGAGUUUCUUCAACAUGGAUAAUCAUUCCUACAACUUUCCAUCCGACUGCACCCCACUCACAAACUGCAAGUCGGCCCGCAAGCCGGCGGGUUCCACCGUGGUGAACAUGGGCAACGCGGGGAAGAACCCUCCCCGGGACUACCUGCUCUGGUCGCUCUGCAACACCUUUUAUGUCAACUUCUGCUGCCUGGGCUUCAUGGCACUCAUCUACUCCAUCAAGGCCCGGGACCAGAAGACUCUCGGGAACCUGCAGCUGGCUCAGGAGUGCUCAGACAAAGCCAAGUGGUACAACAUCCUGGCCGCCGGCUGGAACCUGCUGAUCCCUCUGCUGGCCAUCGUCCUGAUCGUCCUCCUGCUCGUCCACCUCGGCUCCUCUCAGGGUUCCUUCGAUUUCCUGGGAGAGGACGGUUUCCAAAACUUCCUCAAGCUGUUCAGCUGGUAGAUGAAGGAGGAAAAAAAUAAAUAAAAAAAUCUCUGAUUGGAUUCAGAAGACGAUGACAGACGUUAGAAUUAGUCAACGUCUAAAUGUUUGUUUUCGACUUGUCCUAUGCAGAUGUGUUAAAACUUCUGCUCACAAUCUGAAUUAGCUGUAACACUGAUAACUUAUUUUAGCAGUAUUAGCGUCUCUCUGCCAAAAAUUAGAUGAAUACGAAAACGUCAAGGUGGAUUUAAGCAGUAUUUUUGAAACAGUGCCAUGAAUGUGACUUACAUCUGAGCUGUUGCUAGAACGAAAAGGAAAAAAAACUUUAGAGCAUGCAUGAUGUUUUAUGUGGUGAGCCAAAGGCUGAAAUGGCCUGAAAGUCAAAAUGAAGGAAUGAAAGGAAAACAUUACAGGGACAGUUUGCAUUUUUUGAAGUAAAGUAAUUUAAAAUUGUUAUAAGUAUGUGUAGUAAAAGAUGUGAUAUCACAACAAGUUUGGUGAAGCUAGCUGUUAGCAGUGGUAUGCUAAUAGCUAGUCACAAAACAGCAUUUUAGCUAGUUUCAGCAGGUUAGCAUCCCGUCCACACGGAACAGUUUUUUUUUGUUAGUUUUUUUGCUAAGAGAAACGUUUUUAACAAUUUUUGCUCUAUGUCUACAUGGAGAUGGCGUUUUGGGCCCCCUAAAUGUUUUUUUUUUUUUUUUUACAUUUUCCAGAGUAAAAUAUUCACUCUUGUGUAUUUGGACAACAAAAACACAGUUUUUUGUGAAAUCUCCAACAUGCUAGCCUGCAGUCUAGCCCAGGGGUGGGCACCCCUUGUCCCUGGAGGGCCGGUGUCCUGCAACUCUUAGCCGUCUCCCUGGUCCAACACACCUGAAUCCAACAACUGAAUCACCUCCUGAGUGCAGUCACUUUCUCCAGAGUCCUGCUAAUGACCUCAUUAUUUGACUCAGGUUUGUUGUAGUAGAGAUACAUCUAAAAGUUGCAGGAGACUGGCUCUCGAGGCCUGGAGUGCCCACCCCUGGACUAGCCUGACCUAUUACCUCGGACAAAUCAAUGGAAAAUUUAGCGCCACCUACACCUAAUGUUUAGCGCCACCUACAGGUCAGGAGGAGACCAGAACGAGGCUAUUCUCUCUCUGGGUUUCCUUGCGGAAGGAAACAUUUCUGAACCCAAGUGUUUUCGAUAACAACCCGUUUUAGGAGAAAAAUUGUUCCUGUAUGGUCGAGAUCUAAAACAACUCUAACUGAAAAUGUGCAUGGCUGUGGUACAUGGAGCUAUGCCAGAAAAUAUUUUCUACAUUUCAUAAGUUUGUCAAUGUCUUCUCAGCUAGACAAUGUCCAUGUAAUUACGCUAAAACUACAUCAGCGGAUACCAUUGCACAAAACCUCAAGAAAUCCUAAGGGUUUUUUCAGGGUCAUGGCCAGUCACAAAAUCCAGCUUCUCUGCUUUAUUUUUGGUAUUUAUUGUAUUUAUGUGAAGUACAAUUUGAUCGGUUGUCGGAACAGUCUUUGGUCAGGAUAGAUUGAGAUUGAGAACUGAAAUAACAAACAAAUGUGGAGCCAAAGUCUACAAUGGACGAUGAAUUCGUUUUCAUCGUCUAGCAUUUCUCACAUUACUUUAUACAUCUCUUUUCAUCAUUGUAGACGUUUUGUUUUUGUUGUUUGGUGCUUUGAAGACUUUUCUGUUGUAUUGCCUUACUGUUUUCAAUAUAUGCAAUAAAUAAAUCAGACUGUAUGAUAGCACAGUA
Gambusia affinis (western mosquitofish) is the source of this 2357-nucleotide messenger RNA. RefSeq names its product interferon-induced transmembrane protein 5-like. The record is from RefSeq and is a predicted model, not a curated record. Gene Ontology annotation, cellular component: plasma membrane. NCBI's taxonomy places the organism in Eukaryota, Metazoa, Chordata, Actinopteri, Cyprinodontiformes, Poeciliidae. The transcript is spliced from 2 exons. The coding region runs from base 203 to 631 and encodes 142 amino acids.